GGAGUUGGCCAAGCCUUUAUAGCCAAGUCUUCUCAAGCUGGGUCCAUUCACUUCAAUAUCAGCAGUCAGAGGAUAUCUGCACAGAAGAAUGAGAGGCAUUGUGUUUCUGUGUCUGCUGGGAUGCUCCCUUGCACAAAACGUAUCAUAUUCUUGGAAUGGCCCAGGACCCACCCCCAAGCCUGACCCCAACACUGACAAUGCUUGUUUGACCGACUCAGCGACCUGCGGCUGCUGUCUGAUGCAGAAACAGAUGUGGAAGUUGGAGACGUUUUUCAACAUGAGUCUAAAUGAGCUGCAGAAGGGUCUGGAGAGAGCUCAGGGUGCCCUGAACACCAUUCGCACUAGCCGCAGUGCCUUCUCGGUGGCUCUGACUGACACUCGUCGGUGUGUGGGUCCAAACCGUGAUGACGUGGUGGUGAAAUACCAGAGUGUCUUCAUUAACUUGGGUGAUGGCUACAACGCCGCCACAGGGGUCUUCACUGUCCCUCGCUCCGGGGUCUACGCCCUGGCCCUGACUGUCUACAGCGAUGCAGGGGCCGCCGGGGCCCUCCUGGCUGCCUGCGGUCGCAUACGGAGGAACGGACGUCAGAUUGCGUCACUCAGCGAGAUGAACACGCAGGAUCAGGAGGACAGUGCCACCGUGGUCCUGGCAUUGCAGCUGCAGGCCGGCGACAAGGUGGACGUUAUUCUGCCUGCCCCCUGCUACCUGUGUGAUGACAACAGCCACUACAACACCUUCAGUGGCUUCCUGCUCUACGCUACAGAUUAAAACUUAGCUCUCAUGCAGAUAGAAGGUUGAGGUCUGUUUUGUGAACAUGUGUCUGCUCUUUCCUCCACCACACUGUGUUUAGUUAUUUGUGUGUUGUCAAAUAGGUCCUCGUGACCGUUCAGAAUCAGGGCAACGUAUUUGUGCUCUUCUCCUCCAGUGAUAGCCCCGUGUACAGUAAGACUUGUGUGGAUGUCUAACAGAUUUGUUUGUCAUUAGCUGUCAUGAUUGCCCUUAUAUUAAUGUAUGAUUAUGGACAUGUUAAACACGACAAGAAAACCUAAAUAAACAACAGAACCAUA
Astyanax mexicanus (Mexican tetra) is the source of this 1068-nucleotide messenger RNA. RefSeq names its product cerebellin 20 (gene cbln20). The transcript has 4 exons. Gene Ontology annotation, molecular function: protein binding. The coding region runs from base 89 to 769 and encodes 226 amino acids. The record is from RefSeq and is a predicted model, not a curated record. Lineage: Eukaryota; Metazoa; Chordata; Actinopteri; Characiformes; Acestrorhamphidae.